UCGAGUCGUUACUUGUCUUGUGUGGUAAUAUCCGUUCGACGGUUCGAGUGCAUAAAAAGAGAAAUUUUAUUCGAAAGUUAAAUAAUUCAACAAGUUCGUAAAUUCUAUCCCAACUUCCCCCUGGUUAUCUAAUAAAUUUGUGAACUAAUCGAUAGUUAUACGUCACCACCCACUAUUUCAUGGAACCAUUCACACUGCGUUGAUUGCUGGCUAGAACAGGUUUAUAAUCGGGAUUAUCGAUCAAUCUAAACUAGUUUUUUCUCCUUUAUUCUGUUGGAUUCCCCGCAGAGAUAAAAUCUGGCAGCAACCGGGCAACGCUGGUAAAGACACAACACAAGCACCACUUUUUUUAAUACGUUCGUUUUGGGGGUGUGUUUAGUUGUCAUUUUGUUGGGGAAGAGCAGUCGACAUUUUACACGGUAAAGAAGAGGUCAAUAUCGCGCGGCAGUUAGUCUUGGACGAGAAAGAAAGAAAACGCCUUUUGCUUCUUUUAACUUGGCUUGUAAUUGCUUAGAUUUCCAUUCCAACAUUGUGCUCCCUAUCCUAUACAAGGCCAUUCGCCUUUUACGACGGAGUUUCUGGGUUGGUUUGCUCUCACACAAAGUCAUCUUUCUAUGAGCCAGUCGUUUGGUCGGUUUGAAAUGCUCUUGAGCCGCGGAGAGGCUCAUCUCUUGGCCACGUCUGAAGUUGGCUUGUCUCUUUCAGCUCCUGCUUCGAGACCAGAAGCUUCUGUGAACUUCCAAAGCAAUGCUAACAGUUUGCCCGAGGAUGGGAAUGGCGUGGAAUGCCACAGCCCUCCUCUGUGUUUGACUGAAUCUAAAGUGACCUUCCUCUCUCUCGGUGCAUUUUCUCCCAGCAAUAUUGGGCAUAGCAAACUACCUUGCACCCAGCUCAGCUUUGGUCUCCCACCACCCAGAACCAUUUGUGAAAAUUCUUGUCCUCCAGUAGCAAUCAACGGGGAACCUCAAAUGUCAAAAUUCAUGAACCUUGCCAGAAAGUUUAAUUGCUUCUAUUUCAAUGGUAAAUAUUUGAUAUUGUAUCUAUUACUUAACCAUUCUAAAUAUUUUUCAUUCAUUUUCCUCCCUCCAGGUGAUCUUCAGCACUGCAGGCCAUUUUUGGUCUGUGGCAAGCAAGUGGGUGUUAUGCAAGCCAGGGUAGUCGAAGCUGCGUGCAGGUAUCCUGAUGUAUUCCAAAUGGAUUCUUCCGGAAUGAUUUCGAUGCAUCCCUCUCUUACAACGUACGAGGAACGAAGUGCCCGAAUUAACCACGUCCUGUCUCAAUGGAAGGAGGAACGUCUGUUUGUUACCUUAAAAGGCUGGAGAAACGAGUGCUACGAAGUUAGGACGGGAUUUGCCGAUCCGCCCCUUCUUAAGAUGGAUCGCUCUGCGGCAUGCCUUUUCGGUGUCCGCCAGUACGGCGUUGAAAUCAACGGAUACACUCGCCACCCUCAACUAGGCAUGUCACUCUGGCUCCAGCGAAGGGCUCUCUCGAAACCCACUUGGCCUGGCAAAUGGGACAAUAUGGUCGCUGGCGGGCUGUCAGUCGGCCACUCGGUCCUCGAUACAGCAUUAAAAGAAGCCGAAGAAGAAGCUUCCAUCCCGGCUUAUUUACUGGCUAACCUAAGAUCUGCGGGAUCUGUGUCGUUCUACUUUGAAAGUGAGCGAGGCCUCUUUCCCAACACUGAAUUUGUUUACGAUCUGGAGCUACCACCUGACUUUGUUCCGCACAACUCUGACGGCGAGGUGGACAUCUUUGAGUUAGUACCCGUCAAUCAGGUGAUGGAAAGAAUUUUUACCCCCGAGUACAAGACGACCAGUUGCCCAACGACGUUAGACUUUCUCAUCCGGCACGGCUUCAUCAACUCGGACAACGAGCCUCGUCUGCCCGAAUUGGUGGAAUUGUUGCACAUUCCCCUACACUACCUCUACAGCCAGUCGAGCAGCCAGUCGCCCAUUUCCCCUAAAUAGGAGUACCAAUCCAGCGAGCAUCACUGGUUAAAACGAUUACGAUAUUUAAUAAGAACCCCCCCUCGAGAUCCGAUUUGUUUUUCCUCCUCCUCUUUCGAUACUGGUAAGACUUCCAACUUUCUCUAGCUCUUCUUUUAAAAACAAUUCUUCUUUCUUUCGAACGUAUUGAACAUCUCCUAGGUCGUAUAGCGCGUUGCUGCCCAGUCGCUCUUGAUUGAUUUAGCCUUUUGACUGCCCGAACGUAAACAACAUCACAUGUUUUCUUUUUUCUGCCCGUUAGCAUCAUCGGUCGAACGCAUUCUAAUCGCUUUCUCUUCAUUUUCUUCUCACCACUCUCUCGAUCUUUUUUUACGUUUUCCUCCUUACUCCCUCGUUGAAACCCCCUAAAGUUUCGGUCGCUCUUCCAGGAGUUACCAAGUAAGAAAGAGGAGAGCUCAUGUUAAAUGCUAAAAAUAUCAACCGAGAAUUUUCUUUCCUCCAAAACCAAAAGUCGAAAUUGAUGGGCAUUGAAUCGCCCAAGGCGUCUUACCAAGCCAAAGAUACCGACGAAAUAGAAAGUGUCAUUGUGUUCUUAAAAGUAUCAUAGAAAUUUAAAACAAAACAAAACAAAAAAAAAAAGGAAACUUUAGAAAAUUAAUUAAACUAGGCUGUUUGGGAUUUUAUUUCAAAAAGAAAAACCCUUCGAAUUAAAACCGGAAGAAGAAGAAGCUCGAGAAAAAUUGAAUUGUCCCCACCUUCCAUUGAUCAUAAAUUAUUCAAAAAAUUUCGUGUUUUGUCAUACUUUUUGCCCACGCAUGUUUUUUCUUUCCUAGUAUUAUUUAUUUAGACUGGUAUUUUGCUCCCGUGUGUUUUUCGGAACGUUCUUUUUUUUUUUUUUUUUAAGAAAUUAGUUUCUUUGCGUUUAUUUUUUAACAAAACACAUACAACUCAACACCAACCAUCGAUCCAUCCUCUCCCUCCUUGUGUUUUGGCUCAUCCUAGUCUCUCUGUAAACCGGUUGUUUUUGUAAUCCUUUUUGAGAAUACCAUUUAGGCCUACAUAAUAUUAUAAUGAAAGAAUUUUUUCCCGA
Messenger RNA from Daphnia pulex (common water flea), 3036 nucleotides. RefSeq lists its product as uncharacterized. The coding region runs from base 615 to 1967 and encodes 450 amino acids. The transcript has 5 exons. Gene Ontology annotation, molecular function: 8-oxo-dGDP phosphatase activity. NCBI's taxonomy places the organism in Eukaryota, Metazoa, Arthropoda, Branchiopoda, Diplostraca, Daphniidae. The record is from RefSeq and is a predicted model, not a curated record.